AUGGCAGCAACGGCGCUGGCAGGGGCGAUGACGAAGGAACAGGUAGAGGGCUACGCGGCAGUGGUGCGAAUCGACGAAAUCACGCGCAAGCUGAAAACCAACGACGUGGUACCCCAGGAUGGGCAGCGGUCGCCGUCGCCGCCGCCAACAUACAAUGCCGAGGGCAAGCGCACGAACACGCGCGAGGCACGGUACCGCAAGCGUCUGGAGGAGGAGCGCGGGCUGCUGGUUGAAGAGCAGCUGCGGCGGGACGCCAGCUACCGGCCGCCGGCUGACUACAAGAAGAAGUCGAAGCACUCAGAGAAGGUGUUUAUUCCGGUGGAGGAGAACCCUGGGCUGAACUUCAUCGGCUUGCUGAUUGGCCCGCGUGGCAACACGCUGAAGAAGAUCGAGGGUGACUCGGGCACCAAGAUCUCGAUUCGCGGGCGCGGGUCGAUCAAGGAGGGGAAGCGACGCGACGACAUGCAUAUUCCGGGAGCUGAUGAGGACCUGCAUUGCCUGGUGCAAGCCGACAGCGAGGAGAAGGUGCGGAAGGGCGUGCGGAUUGUCCAGGAGAUCAUCCAGAAGGCGUGCGUGACACCCGAAGGCCACAACGACCUGAAGCGCAAUCAGCUGCGCGAGCUGGCGGCACUCAACGGAACUCUGCGUGACGACGAGGGCCAGGCAUGUACCAACUGCGGGGCGCUGGGCCACCGGCGGUGGGAGUGCCCGGAGCAGAAAAACGUAACAGUGAGUCUUGUCUGCCGCGUGUGCGGUGGCAAGGGUCAUAUUGCACGUGACUGCACGCAGCGCCAUGACCCGGCGGCGCUGGAGCAGGCCAGAGAGCGCGACCAGCAGCUCAACUCGGAGUACCUGAACCUGAUGGCCGAGCUGGGCGAG
Linderina pennispora is the source of this 879-nucleotide messenger RNA. Its product is annotated as eukaryotic type KH-domain (KH-domain type I). Gene Ontology annotation, molecular function: zinc ion binding; mRNA binding. The transcript has a single exon. The annotation marks the transcript as partial. The record is from RefSeq and is a predicted model, not a curated record. Gene Ontology annotation, biological process: regulation of mRNA splicing, via spliceosome. Gene Ontology annotation, cellular component: nucleus. NCBI's taxonomy places the organism in Eukaryota, Fungi, Kickxellomycota, Kickxellomycetes, Kickxellales, Kickxellaceae.